Molecule: messenger RNA, 2821 nt
Organism: Conger conger (European conger)
Lineage: Eukaryota; Metazoa; Chordata; Actinopteri; Anguilliformes; Congridae
Gene: rpn2
Product: ribophorin II
Exons: 18
Coding region: 139-2067 (642 amino acids)
Biological process (GO): protein N-linked glycosylation
Cellular component (GO): oligosaccharyltransferase complex; membrane
Source: RefSeq, a predicted model, not a curated record
GCAGUAUUCGUUUUCAUUGAUCGUUUAGUGCCGUUUGAUAUUUUAAAUGGUACUCUGUCCACCCGGCAUUUAUGAGAUGGACUAGUCUGCAGGUCCCGGAAGCACUCAGUGGAUAUUGGUGAGCCUUUACUCGGCGACAUGGCACGACCACGUGUGUUUUGUUUGGUGCUCAUCGCUCUGGCGCUGGGCGCCCAGGGCCUAACCCCGUCCCACCAUUUGUCUGCUGCGGAUGUUGCCAGACUGAAAGACUUUUUGAGCCAGCCAUUCACGGACCUCGAAUCAGCCUUUUACUCCAUCGUUGGCUUGAGCAAGUUGGGUGCCACGGUGUCUGACGAAUACGCAGCAUGCCAGUUUCUGAAGUCCCAGCUAGAUCCCACCAGUAUCGACUCCCUCUUCUUUGCUUCCCAGGCCAGCCAGGCAAUUUCAGAAUGUGAGAUCCCUGUGUCCAAUGAGACCCGAGACAUUCUGCUGGCGGCAGUGAGUGAGGACUCCCUGGUCUCGCAGAUACACCGCUCUGUGAGCACGCUCAGUUCACUUGGCCUUCCUCUGGCCUCACAGGAAGUGGUCAGUGCCCUUGUUGCCCGCAUCGGCAAGGAGGACAAUGUCUUGGCCAUCAUCCUGGCCCUGCAGACUGCCUCCCGCCUCUCCCAGCAGGUGGAGCUGGGGGGAAUCCUGGAGGAAAUCGAGGACUUGGCUGUGCGGCUGGACGAGAUUGGUGGAGUCUACCUGCAGUUCGAGGAGGGGCUGGAGGUCACCGCGCUCUUCGUGUCUGCAGCCUACGCCCUGUCGGACCAUGUGGACGUGAAGCCUCCUCUCAAAGAGGACCAGGUAAUCCAGCUGGUGAACUCCAUCUUCAGCAAGAAGUCGUGGGACUCUCUGUCCGAGGCCUUCAGCGUAGCCAGUGCGGCCUCCGCCCUCUCCAGCAACCGCUUCCACAUCCCCGUCGUCGUCAGCGCUCUGGGCCCAGCCCCGGUGUCCCACAACCAGCCGCUGCUGCAGCUCCAGGUAACGGACGUCCUGUCCCAGCCUCUCAGCUCCGCCAGCGUCCGGGUGAGGAGUGCCGUGUCUACGGCCUCGGAGAGCGUCAUCCUGAGAGAGAAGCCCUUCUCCCUCAGAGAUGGACUUUUUGAGCUCAACUUCAUGGAGAGCCAGCCUGCUAGUGGCUACUAUGAAUUCUCAGUGGUUGUCGACAGUGACAGCCGCUUGGUGGCCAACAAUGUUGAGCUGAAAGUGAAGGUUUCCACUGAGGUUGCGAUUACGAACAUGGAUCUGUCUGUGGUGGACAAAGACCAGAGCAUUGGGACCAAAACAACCAGGGUAGACUAUCCCUCCAAGGCCAAGAGCCCUUUCACUGCCGACAGCCACCAGAACUUUGCCAUGUCCUUCCAGCUGGUGGACGUCAAUUCUGGAGUGGAGCUCAUCCCUCACCAAACCUUUGUGAGGCUGCACAAUCAGAAGACGGGCCAGGAGGUGGUGUUUGUGGCCGAGCCUGACAGCAAGAAGGUUUACAAGUUUGAGCUGGACACGGCGGAGAGGAAGACGGAGUUUGACUCCAUGUCUGGCACCUACACGCUCUACCUGAUCGUAGGGGACGCCACCCUGGAGAACCCCAUCCUCUGGAACGUGGCGGACGUUGUGCUAAAGUUCCUCGAGGAAGAAGCACCUGCCGUGAUCCAGCCCAAAACGCUUUACGUUCCCAAGCCAGAGAUCCAGCACUUGUUCCGGGAGCCUGAGAAGAAGCCUCCCACCGUGGUGUCCAACACCUUCACCGCCCUGGUCCUCUCCCCCCUGCUGCUCCUGCUCAUCCUGUGGAUCAAGCUGGGCGCAAACAUCUCCAAUUUCAGCUUGUCUCCGAGCUCCAUCCUCUUCCACCUCGGCCAUGCAGCCAUGCUGGGCCUGAUGUACGUGUACUGGACUCACCUCAACAUGUUCCAGACCCUCAAGUACCUGGCCAUCCUCGGCAGCCUCACCUUCCUGGCAGGGAACCGCAUGCUGGCCCAGAAAGCAGUAAAGAGGAUUGCUGCAGAGCAGAGUAGUAGGUUGGCAAAGUAUAGGAGUCUGCGGUAGAGGCCUUUUCUAGUAAAGCUCAGAAUUGGAAGUAAAUGAUGACAAAAAACACCUGAAAGAAAAGUCCCCAGGAUCCUGUCGUUGUUGAUUUUCAUCCUUUUUUUUUGAGGGACAUUUGGGAUGGGAGGUUGAUCUCCUGCUGGACAAUGUGGUGGGUUGGGAGCAUGUCAGACUAUUUACAGUGUGACGACAAAAAAUUGAGUUUGUUAUGAUUAUUCUUUUGGCAGAAAAUGAGGAGUGCUAAGAAAUAGUUUGGGAUAUGCUUUCUGUAAUUUCCCCCUUUUAUACUUGUCAGUAAUGCCACUUAAUUAAAGGCUAGAAAUUGGCUUUUUGUUGAUGUGAAUGUUUGAUUUAUAAAUUCUAGCUUGCGCUGUGGUCUUCUGCUUCCUGCAACAUGCACAGUCUAAUGGUUUUGGUUUCAUUUGUACAUUCCCACAUUCCCAUUGUCACUCAUCAAUCUGCAUGCCCUGUGUCUGCAUCAGACUGCCUGUCUGUGGGGUCUCCUGAAGUAAGGUGUAGGUUAGGUGUAUUUUUGUUCUUUUUCUGGCAUAUAUUUGACUGUGGGCUACUGUGUAAGACUGGUGUGUGUGUCAGUCUCCAUGAAUGUGUGGUCCGUACUGGGCCCUCUCAACCCACCCCCCCAACCCCCAAGUUUGUUGAGCAUCCUGUCCCCCUAUCAAGAGCCCAAAAACUCCGGGCCGUCGACAUGAUAUGCUGCAAGUGAGAUUUUUUUAAAAUAAAGAAAUGAGGAGGA